AUGCCACACAGAUUCAUCAGAGAUGGGUUUUUAGCGAGGAUGAUAUAUCAUCUUUCGGGCCACAAAUACUUCAAGCACCCCGACGAAGAGCCAGAUUACGUGGUCCCUGAACAUUACUACCCUGGCUACUACGACAAAUUACGAGCUACUAGCGCAGACGACAACUUGGCCGAUUUUCAAGGCCGAGAUGUUCUCGACCAAAGUCUGCUGGAUCAACUUUCAUCAGAUAUAAAAGCUGAAAAGGAAGGCUUGAUCAUUGUCGAUUGGGAAGGUGCCGAUGAUCCCGAUAAUCCCCGGAACUGGACCUGGUACGAGAAAGCCUUCUUUAUAUUUGAAAUUUCAUUCUUGACUUCGUCCGUUUAUAUGGCGUCGGCUGUAUAUACCCCGGGAGUCAUGCAGAUGAAGCAGGAGUUGGGUUUCACUAGCGUCGAAGCGUCAUUGGGUGUCUUUCUCUUUGUGCUUGGUUACGGAUUGGGGCCCUUGAUCUGGUCGCCCAUGUCUGAAAACGCUAUAUUUGGAAGAACGUCAAUCUACGUGGUGACGUUGUUUAUUUUUGUCAUUUUGCAGAUCCCUACUGCCCUCGCCAAGAAUGUGGGUGGGUUUCUAGUUGUGCGGUUUUUAGGGGGUUUUUUCGCUAGUCCUUGCUUGGCCACGGGUGGUGCGAGUGUUGGCGAUGUAACUCAUCCUUGGAAUUUACCCGUGGCGUUGGCGGUGUGGAGUAUUGGCGCUGUUGCCGGUCCUUCCAUGGGACCGUUUUUCGGUUCGAUUUUAACGGUCAAGGGAGGCUGGCGGUGGUGUUUUUGGUUUAUUAUGAUCGUUGCUGGGUUUUCGUUGUUUUUUUUAACGUUUAUGUUACCGGAAACAUAUGCGCCCACGCUAUUAACGAGAAAAGCAAAGAGAUUAAGGGCAAAGACGGGUAAUGACAAGAUUGUCAGCAGGGGGAUGUUGGAGAAUCAGGGCAAGACGUUUAAAGAGAUUGCCAUUGAGACCUUGUGGAGACCCGUCGAGAUUACUAUUUUGGAGCCCGUUGUUUUAUUGAUUGACAUCUACAUUGCCAUGGUGUACAGUAUCUUGUACUUGUUCUUUGAAGUGUUUCCCAUCUACUUCAUUGAGACCAAGCAUUUCACCAUCAUUGAAAUGGGUGUAUGCUACAUUUCGAUUCUAGUAGGGGUGCUGAUAUCCUGCUCGUUCUACAUUCCGUUGAUUAGACGGGCAUUCACCAAGCCCAUAUUGGCAAAAGAGACAAUUUACCCCGAAGUGUUUAUCCCCUUGGCAAUUGUAGGCGGAAGCUUUUUAACGGCCGGUUUAUUCAUAUUUGGCUGGUCUGCGACAAGUUUCACCCACUGGAUCGGGCCCUUAAUUGGUAUUGCCACUAUUGGGUUUGGGACAUUUCUCAUUUUCCAAACGCUAUUCAAUUACAUGGGCGCUUCCUUCAAGCCCGAGUAUUUGGCAUCUGUCUUUGCAUCCAACGACUUGGUGAGAUCAUCCGUCGCUUCGGUGUUUCCCAUAUUUGGCGCGGCAUUGUUCAACAACCUAGCCACCGAGAGGUUCCCCGUUGCGUGGGGGAUGAGUCUAAUUGGGUUUAUCGCGUUGGCCAUGAUUUUGAUUCCAAUAUUGUUUUACCUCAAUGGGCCAAAACUCAGAGCACGGUCAAAGUACGCAAGGGGUUGA
Molecule: messenger RNA, 1671 nt
Organism: Lodderomyces beijingensis
Lineage: Eukaryota; Fungi; Ascomycota; Pichiomycetes; Serinales; Debaryomycetaceae
Source: the annotation of a GenBank genome assembly